Molecule: messenger RNA, 1155 nt
Organism: Kwoniella shivajii
Lineage: Eukaryota; Fungi; Basidiomycota; Tremellomycetes; Tremellales; Cryptococcaceae
Exons: 5
Coding region: 1-1155 (384 amino acids)
Biological process (GO): mitotic sister chromatid segregation
Cellular component (GO): spindle midzone; chromosome passenger complex; chromosome, centromeric region
Source: RefSeq, a predicted model, not a curated record
AUGGCAUCUACCAAAACUCGAAGACCUGCUCCUCAAGGAGUGAUGAUGUCUACACCCCCACCUCAGAGUAGGAAUAACAAGAGUAUGUAUAGUGAGAUUGAGAAACAAGGUUUAUUGGCGAAUUUCGAUAUUGAAGUCGCCGACAAAACGUUAUUCUUCCGUUCAAUCCUUUCUCGGACAUUAGCUUCAUUCAGAAUGAGAGAAGAAUCAGAGAUAUUAUCCAUUCCUAGGGAAUUACGAGGAAUGACUCUAGGGGAAUUAGAAGAUAAAUGGGGCGGUGGUUGGGCAGGGACGUUGCAGAAGAUUAGAAGGGAAAGUUUCGAAAAGAAAGAAAAAGUAAGAGAGGAUAUACAGGAGAAAGAAAGGGAAGAGGUCGUUAAAGGCAAACGGAAACGAAAUGGUACUACCACUGCUGAUAAUUCUCCCGAAAGAGGGGGUAAAAACCCACGUCGAGACGCCCCUACACCCUCUUCCACACGGAGAGCAGCGCCUUCAUCAGCUACACGAAGUAAAGCUCCUACGUCAGCAGCGAAAAAGAGUAAACCUGCUGCUCCCUCGUCCUCUAGUUCGUCAAAAGGACCAAGUACUUUACCUCAAAAUCACAUCUUCAAUCCCAGUUUACCACCCACACCAUUCUUUUCAAAUAAAUCAAGACCUCCGACAUCACCUUUAUCUCAACCUUCCAUGCGCAACCAAUUCACAUCACCUUCUCGUACAUCAGCUUCAGAUUCAGAUGACGACUCAAAUCACCAAUCUGAUGAUGAUGAUGCCAGUGGUGAUUCAGACGAAUUACCUGAUCCUGAAUUACUUGAAGCUCAAUUACUCGCCAAAACACCGCAUUCAAAAUCAUCAAGCAAUUCAAACAAAUCGAAGAAAAAACGUGGUCCUUCAUUAAUCUUCAGACAAUCAAUAAACCCAAACGCAAUGCCCAUACCUCAAGUCACACAAAAAGAUUCAGAUGAACCUUUAUCAAAUGUUGAACUGAGUGACGGACGAAUCAUUUCAUUUAAUCCAUUCUCCCUGACGCCCGGAAGAGUGGAAAGGGAAUUAGAAGAAGGUGGAGUAUCGAAAGAGGAACAGAAAAAAGUGCAAGAGAAAGUGCAUGAAGAAGUAGUCAAAAAUUUAAGAGAGAGGAUGGAGAGAUGGAAAGUCUGA